AUUUCAAAUCGAUUCACACACAUAGCAGACGCUAACACAUCAAGCGUCAUCAAUAGCGUGGUCUAUGGUGCAAUGCUAUCACUGGAGUAAGGCGUUUAUCUUCUAUUCGGGUAGCGUCAUGAUUGGCCUACCCUGAUGGCGUCAUGAUCGCUGCUGAUUGCCUUUCAAAUAGGUUUUCAGCAUUCUGCUUACACCUUUGGCAUAGAGUCACAUAUUUCACAAUCCAACAUCAAUUGGUACCAACAGCAGCCCUUCUCUCCAUCAUCCAGAAGGGUCUGAGAUCAGUGUUGGAGAUGAUGGUUCGGAACAACCCAUGGAAAGCUUAUCACUCAUUGAUGCUGUGAUGCCUGAUGUUGUUGCAAGUCGUCAACAGCAAACACAGAACAAACAGAAACCACAAGUGGUAAAGACAGAACCACCAAAUUCCAAUGGAGAUGAACCCAUGCAUUCCAAUCGCUGGGAAGAGGAAACAGGAGUAGAGAUACCUGCCAGCAAAUCAACUGUACUUCGUGGCCAUGAAUCUGAAGCGAGCAGGCUGAGUCUUGAGACACUGGCAACAGAAGUUCGAGAAUGGAAAUCACAGAUUGAUGACCUUCAGAAGGAAUUGUUAGUUGCAGAUCCCGAUCUUAUCGAUUUUAUGAAAGGAUUUCUAGUUGAAGCAAAGGAGAAAGUGUUGGCAAUGCAGAAUGCAUUCAUGGAACAAUUAAUCAUUUAAUUCAACAAUUCCAACGUAAUACGAAGGAAACCUGAUUUAUGGCUUAUUUAAUAGCUUAGCUUAUCGUCGUUAGUAAAUUGCAUCGUAACGAAUUAAUUUUUUGGUAGCUUCUUGAUUGUUUAAACGAAGUACAAGGUUACAAUCAAUGCAUUAUAGUAGCGUUGUAUAAUGUACAAUCCACUUAAUGGCCACUGAAUGAGAUGGAAUAUUGGAAUGUUAAACUUUA
Molecule: messenger RNA, 941 nt
Organism: Daphnia pulex (common water flea)
Lineage: Eukaryota; Metazoa; Arthropoda; Branchiopoda; Diplostraca; Daphniidae
Product: F-box-like/WD repeat-containing protein TBL1XR1-A
Exons: 5
Coding region: 314-715 (133 amino acids)
Source: RefSeq, a predicted model, not a curated record